GUAUGGACACGUUUCGCCAGAAAUGUCACGGUGAAUCGUCCUAGUCCCCGGGAGAAAUGAGUUUACCCACCGUGAGUGAUUACUGUCUGCUGGAAAAGAUUGGCACCGGAAGCUAUGCGACUGUGUACAAAGCGUUUAAAAAGGAUGGGAAUCGAGAGGUAAUCGCUAUCAAGUGUGUGGAUAAAGGCUCGCUCUCGAAAUCGGCAAUCGACAAUCUCGUGACGGAGAUCAAACUGUUAAAUGUCUUGAAACACCAACACAUUGUAGAGAUGAAAGAUUUUUUCUGGGACGAAGGGCACAUAUAUAUCGUAAUGGAGUACUGCGACGGCGGAGACUUAUCGAGUUUUAUAAAAAAAAGACACAAGCUACCCGAAAACAUUUGCCGCAGAUUUCUGCAACAACUUGCAUUAGCUUUGAGAUACCUGCGUGAUCAUAAUGUUUGCCACAUGGAUCUCAAACCGCAAAAUUUAUUGUUGAUGAAGAAACCCCAACUGGUGCUCAAGGUUGGAGAUUUCGGUUUCGCACAGUACCUCUCGAAUUCAGAGCACAAAUUCACGAUACGCGGCUCACCUCUUUACAUGGCACCCGAGAUGCUCCUGAAACAUGAAUACGACGCUCGUGCCGAUCUGUGGAGCGUCGGAGUGAUUAUGUACGAGUGCCUUUUCGGAAAAGCUCCCUACUCUAGCAGUAGUUUUCAAGAACUAGCGGAAAAGAUCAAAGCUAGCCGACACAUAGAGAUACCGAAGGCAGCUCAUAUUUCGGCGAUGUGCAAAGAUUUGCUCAUGGCUUUAUUGAAGCAUAAUCCUAGCAAUCGGAUAACGUACGACGAAUUUUUUGCGCACGAAUUUUUGGAUUUGGAACACGCACCCACCAAAGAAAAUUACGAGAAGGCAGUAGCGUUGGUGCAUAGAGCUGUUGAAGCGGACGCUGAGAAAAAUGCAAAGGAAGCAUUUUGUCUCUACUGCGACUCUCUUAGAUAUUUCAUUCCAAUCUUAACGAACGAAACUGAUUUAAAGCGAAAGGAAUUAUUACGACAUCGCGUGAAUGAUUACAUAAGAAGAGCAGAAACGCUUAAAGUAGCAUUCGUGGACGAAACCUGUUCACUGAAAUCUGAAAAUAAAGGAAACACUUGGUCUUUGCAAAAAGUACCGUCCUUAGAGGAAAGCACAUACACAUGCAACGAAUUACGGAUACUCGGUAAAAGUACUCCAGGUAUGACGGAUGCACUUGAAAUAGGAGAAGCUGGUGAGCAAUAUCUCGCCGAGGGUAACUACGCUCUGGCUUUAGAAAAAUUUCAGUCUUGCUUGAGCGUACUUGUGCCCCUACUGGGUAAGGAGCCGUUAGGCCGAAGAAGAGAUUUGCUGCAUAAGCAGGUACAGAUUUGGAUGAAAGAGGCUGAAAGUACCAAAGGACUUUUAGCUACCAAGGAUAUAGAUUCUUCGCAGCGCGCUUCAGACGAACAAUGUAUAUUACAAUAAUUAAUGUACAAUUGCCACGAGUCUAAUUGUACAUAUUUAAAAAAGUAUAAGUGUCACAUAUGAGUAUAUAAUUUUUAUUGUCACAUUUUUCUACUUCUUACAAAUUUGCCAUUCCAUGCUCUGUAUCAUGUAUUAUAUCCUAUAAUAAAUAGUUUGAUAUUUA
This is a messenger RNA of Ooceraea biroi (clonal raider ant), 1641 nucleotides long. It is a transcript of the gene Aduk, whose product is annotated as unc-51 like kinase 3 homolog Aduk. Gene Ontology annotation, cellular component: cytosol; autophagosome; cytoplasm. Gene Ontology annotation, biological process: peptidyl-serine phosphorylation; regulation of autophagy; piecemeal microautophagy of the nucleus. Lineage: Eukaryota; Metazoa; Arthropoda; Insecta; Hymenoptera; Formicidae. Gene Ontology annotation, molecular function: protein serine/threonine kinase activity; ATP binding. The record is from RefSeq and is a predicted model, not a curated record.